AUGGAAGACAGGGUACAGUAUGUCUACGCUCUUUUGGGCCUCUUGGCUUCGUUUUACUUCAUCUAUUGGAAAGCUGACCCGUUGCGACACAUCCCCGCGAUCGGCCCGUCUGCGCCAAUCCUGUCCUACCUAGGUGCAUACAAGUACUAUCACAAUGCUCAGGAGGUCCUCCUAGAGGGCUAUAACAAGUACAAGGUCUUCAGAGUCUCUAUGCUUGACCGGUGGGUGGUCGUUGUGAGCGGCGCCGAUAUGAACGAGGAACUCCGGAAAGUUCCUGACACGCACGUCUCAUUCGUAGAAGCUGUGGACGAUUUCACUUACAUGAAAUAUACUGUUGCGCCCGAUGUUAUCGAGCAUCCACUCCACAUACCCGUGGUUCGCGGACAGCUCACCCGCAAUCUGGGUUUGAUCUUUCCCGACGUUGUGGACGAGAUGGAAGUUGCCUUCCCGGAGGUCAUGCCAAUGCCAACCCAGGAUGACGAAUGGGCAGCCUUUCCGGUCCGUGACACUAUGGCAGCCAUCGUUUCCCGGAUCAGCAACCGUGUUUUCGUCGGCCUUCCGUUAUGCCGUGACCCAAAGUUCCUGGACACUCUCGUCGAAUAUGCACUCUCUGUCGCGAAGGCGAGGGAUAUCCUGAGCGUUGUGCCGGGUUUGCUGAAGGGCAUUGCGGGAAACCUCCUGCCCUGGUCUAAGCGUGCCAUCCGGCAUGCCACAGCUUAUGUCGAGCCAAUGAUACAAGAGCGCCUUCAGAACAUGCAGAACGUCGGCGACGAUGAUGCAAAGAAGCCGUACGACUAUCUCACGUGGCUUAUUGAAGAGACGCAGAAGGCAAAACAGGACCCCAGCCUUGUGAUCCAGUUGAUCCUACUCUCAAAUUUCGCUGCAAUUCACACGUCAAGCAACAGUAUCACACACUCGCUCUUUAAUCUUGCUGCGCAUACCGAAUAUAUGCAGCCGCUCCGCGAAGAGGUCGAAGCUGUGAUUCAGGAACAUGGCUGGACGAAAAACGCCAUCGACAAGAUGUGGAAACUGGACAGCUUCAUGAGAGAGUCGCAGCGCCUGGGUGGUAUCGCCGGCAUUUCCGUGAUGCGCAAGGUUGUGCAGGACAUCACCUUGUCCGAUGGCACAUAUCUACCCAGAGGAACUAUGAUUGUCGCCGCGUCUUUAGGCACUCAUACCGACGAGAAGUACUACAAGAACGCUGAGGCGUUCGAGCCCUUCAGGUUUUCUGAGAUGCGCAUGGAGGGCGAUGCAGUCCGCAAGCAGUACGUGAAUACUUCCAAAGAGUUCAUUCCAUUCGGUCAUGGCAAGCAUGCCUGCCCUGGCCGCUUCUUCGCCGUUAACGAGCUCAAGGCAAUGAUGGCGUAUAUCGUUCUACAUUAUGACGUGAAGCUCGAGGAGGGUGUUUCCCGGCCGGAGAACGUGUGGGUCUGGCACGAUGUCGCUCCAGCUGACACGAAGGUGCUCUUCCGCAAACGCCAAUCGAAGGUGGAGUGA
Messenger RNA from Postia placenta MAD-698-R-SB12, 1497 nucleotides. RefSeq lists its product as hypothetical. Gene Ontology annotation, molecular function: oxidoreductase activity, acting on paired donors, with incorporation or reduction of molecular oxygen; heme binding; monooxygenase activity. The record is from RefSeq and is a predicted model, not a curated record. The coding region runs from base 1 to 1497 and encodes 498 amino acids. The transcript has 11 exons. Lineage: Eukaryota; Fungi; Basidiomycota; Agaricomycetes; Polyporales; Adustoporiaceae.